AGGAUGUGUAGGAAGGCACAUAGAGAUAGAGAGAGUAGUGGAGAAUGGCAACCUCUGUAAUGUCAGCUUUGGCACUGAAGCCAUCUCCAGUUAUUGGAAGGUCACAGUUGAAGGGUAUCCCUUCACUGGUAAGACCCUCCUCCAGACUCAAUGUCCAAGCUAGUGUCAAGAAGAUCAAAACAUCCCAACCUUAUGGACCCGGAGGGGGGAUGGAUUUGCCUGGUGGAUUAGAUGCUUCUGGAAGGAAGCAAAAGGGCAAAGGUGUCUACCAAUUUGCGGACAAAUACGGAGCUAAUGUGGAUGGUUACAGUCCAAUUUAUUCACCGGAUGAAUGGUCUCCAAGUGGUGAUGUCUACGUAGGAGGAACAACAGGGCUAUUGAUAUGGGCAGUGACUCUUGCUGGACUUCUAGCAGGAGGUGCUCUACUUGUCUACAAUACUAGUGCCUUGGCACAGUAGAUAAUGUUUCUCUACUUUGAACUCCUCUUUCUUCUUCUUCUUCUUUUUCUAAUAUGUAAUUUGAAUUUUCAAUGCAAUUAGCAUCCUCGCAAUGUAAAGACUUGGACAUAAUCAAAUAAAUCACAUAUUAUCUA
Messenger RNA from Dioscorea cayenensis subsp. rotundata (Guinea yam), 592 nucleotides. Its product is annotated as photosystem II 10 kDa polypeptide, chloroplastic. NCBI's taxonomy places the organism in Eukaryota, Viridiplantae, Streptophyta, Magnoliopsida, Dioscoreales, Dioscoreaceae. The record is from RefSeq and is a predicted model, not a curated record. The transcript has 5 exons. Gene Ontology annotation, biological process: photosynthesis. Gene Ontology annotation, cellular component: photosystem II; thylakoid membrane; photosystem II oxygen evolving complex. The coding region runs from base 45 to 458 and encodes 137 amino acids.